Messenger RNA from Temnothorax curvispinosus, 2611 nucleotides. It is a transcript of the gene ncm, whose product is annotated as pre-mRNA-splicing factor CWC22 homolog. The record is from RefSeq and is a predicted model, not a curated record. The coding region runs from base 194 to 2497 and encodes 767 amino acids. Gene Ontology annotation, biological process: mRNA splicing, via spliceosome. NCBI's taxonomy places the organism in Eukaryota, Metazoa, Arthropoda, Insecta, Hymenoptera, Formicidae. Gene Ontology annotation, cellular component: catalytic step 2 spliceosome. The transcript is spliced from 3 exons. Gene Ontology annotation, molecular function: protein binding; RNA binding.
GCGCGCUGCGCCGCUGCAGUACGGAGAUAAGCUAGGCUAGAAUUAGUGGUUAUGUUUUCCGAGCGUCUGAAAAAUGCUAGAAAGCGCAGAAAGAUAAAAGUGAUCCAAGAUUGAAUGCGAACAAUAACGUAAUUGCGAGUACACGUCUGUUGGGGAGAUCCGCGGGAGUCCUUUGAAGUCACACGACGACACGAUGAAGAGAUCGCACUCGCGAAGGGACGAGGAGGAGAGCGAUGAACAUUAUCGCAAGCGCAGGGACGACAAACGUGGCGACGAUCAUAAGGAAUCCAGGCAUAACGGCGAUCACCGGAGUUCCAAGCACCACGAUGAUCACAGGAGUUCCAGGCGCAACGACGAGCGCAGAAGUUCCAGGCGUGACGACGAUCACCGGAGUUCUAGACGUAACGACGAGCACAGGAAUUCCAGGCGCGAUGACGAUCACCGGAGCGCCCGACGCGACGAUCACAGAGAUCGUAGGUACAACGAGGAUCGCGAAGAUCCCAGGGACAGCGACGUCGAAGCGAAUGGGAAACGGAAAGCCUCGCCAUCGCGGGAGAAGAUUGGCAACAGGUACUACGGGGAACCGGAUAAACCGCGAGAGAACCCGGAGGACGCCAAGCAGAAGCGAACGGUCGAUCUUCUGACCUCGAGGACCGGAGGCGCGUACAUUCCGCCUGCCAAAUUGCGAAUGCUCCAAGCGGAGAUCACCGACAAAUCGGGAGCCGCUUACCAGCGUAUCGCUUGGGAAGCAUUGAAGAAGUCGAUUCACGGAUACAUCAAUAAAGUUAACACCAGCAACAUCGGGAUCAUAACGCGGGAGCUGCUGCACGAGAAUAUCGUUCGCGGUAGAGGUUUGUUGGCGCGGUCCAUUAUUCAGGCGCAAGCCGCCUCUCCGACGUUCACUCCGGUUUACGCCGCACUGACAUCCGUAAUCAAUUCCAAGUUCCCGAAUAUAGGCGAGUUGGUGCUGCAGCGACUCGUUCUGCAAUUUAAACGUGGAUUUAAAAGGAACGAUAAACCUUUGUGCAUAUCUUCGGGAACUUUUAUAGCGCAUUUAGUUAACCAACGCGUGGCCUACGAGAUUAUCGCCCUGGAAAUUUUGACUCUACUGCUGGAAACGCCGACGGACGAUUCCGUCGAGGUAGCCAUAGCGUUUCUAAAAGAAUGCGGCAUGAAGCUGACGGAGGUGUCGCGAAGAGGCAUCGAGGCCAUCUUCGAGAUGCUGAGGAAUAUCCUGCACGAAGGACAGUUGGACAAGCGAGUCCAGUACAUGAUAGAAGUUAUGUUCCAGAUCAGGAAGGAUGGAUUUAAGGAUCACGAGGCUGUGCCCGAGGAGUUGGAUCUCGUGGAGGAAGACAAUCAAAUCACGCAUUUAAUAAGAUUGGACGACAAGCUGGAUGCACAGGAUAUAUUAAACGUGUUCAAGUUUGACCCGGACUAUCUUGCCUCUGAAGAGAAGUACAAGCAGUUGUGCAAAGAGAUUCUCGGCUCGGACGUCAGCGAAUCGGAAGGCGACGACGAGGAGGGUGAAGAGGAAAGCUCGGACAACGAUAGCGGCGCGGAACAGGCCGAGGGAAAGGAAGGGCUGAUACUCGACAACACGGAAACAAAUCUGACCGCGCUUCGACGAACUAUAUACCUGACGAUACACUCUUCGCUUGAUUUCGAAGAGUGCGCGCAUAAAUUGAUGAAAAUGCAACUGAAACCUGGACAGGAGAUCGAGUUGUGCCACAUGUUUUUGGACUGUUGCGCGGAGAUGCGGACGUACGAGAAGUUCUUCGGCCUCCUGGCCGGUCGGUUUUGCGCAAUAAACAAAAUGUAUGUCACGCCCUUCGAGCAAAUCUUUAAGGAUUCGUACAGCACGAUACACCGCCUCGACACCAACAAGCUGCGAAAUGUAUCGAAAUUUUUCGCUCACUUACUGUUCACGGACUCCAUAUCGUGGAGCGUACUUUCGUGCAUAAAGUUGAACGAAGAAGACACCACGAGUUCGAACAGGAUUUUUAUCAAAAUUUUGUUUCAGGAGCUCUCUGAAUAUAUGGGUCUUGCAAAGCUAAAUGAACGAGUUAAAGAUGUGACGUUGCAAUUUGCGUUCGAAGGACUGUUUCCCAGGGACGAUCCGAAGAACACCCGUUUCGCAAUAAAUUUCUUUACGUCGAUCGGUUUGGGUGGUUUGACGGACGACCUGAGAGAACAUUUGAAGUCCCAUCCAAAGCCGGUUGCUGUGCCCGCAUUACCUGCCAAGGAAGAAGAACCCUCGAGCUCCGACAACGAGUCUACCAGCUCGUCAUCCAGCUCAAGCUCGUCUAGUUCGUCGUCAACCGAUUCUUCAUCGUCUUCGUCAUCGGAGGAUGAAGAUCUGGCAAAGAAGAAGAAGAAGAAGAAGAAUGUGCAGCAUAAACGAAAAGAAAAGAAAUCUAACUCGAAGAAGGAAAAUCAGAAGGAAGAGAAAGCGCAAAAAAAACGGGGCGAGAAGCGCCUGUGCAUUUCCAAAUAAUUUUCUCGGAAUUUAGCUAACGAUCUUUAUCCAUUUUCGCAACGCGCUAAGGACGGCGAACGGAGCUGGCUGCUCCCCGGAAAAUGGGGGAGAGCGCGUCAUCGUCAAAGUCGA